Molecule: messenger RNA, 267 nt
Organism: Eimeria mitis
Lineage: Eukaryota; Apicomplexa; Conoidasida; Eucoccidiorida; Eimeriidae
Exons: 2
Source: RefSeq, a predicted model, not a curated record
AACAAAAGUAAAAAAGAAGAGCCUGAAAGUGCAUCAGAAGCUGCAGCAAAGCCAGCGGAGAAGAAGACCCCCGAACCCUCAGCAGCAAAAGAGAAAGAAUCUGCUGCAGCACAAAAAGAAAAAGCUGAAGCAGCAAAAGCAGCAGCAGCAGCAGCAGCAGCAGCAAAAGCAGCAAAAGCAGCAGCAGAAAAAGAAAAAACAGCUGCAGAGAAGAACGAAGACAAGGCAGAGGCCGCAGCUGAAAAAGCCAAAGACAACAAACAGUAA